CAGCAGCACCACCACAGUCAGUCCAGCUCCCUCCCUCACUCACUCACUCCCUGCUCCAGUGCUACACGGAGACGAUGGUGUAUGUCGAGCUCGUUUAAGCAGCAGAUCACUGGGCACCGUCGUGACAGUUGGCAGAGACGAGCGCCACAUCGCAGCAUCGUCCCGAGCUCAAAGGAACGUCUCGUCUCAGCUCUCACCUACAACGUAGUUAGCCAUUUUGCUAAGCAGCUAAGCCGCCAUCGCAUUGAGGUUGCUUUGUAGACACACAGGCAGCAGGCUAACCCGCAGACACCAGCGCAGAGGAAAUGAAGGACAAACAAAAGAGAAAGAAGGAGCGGACCUGGGCUGAGGCAGCUCGCAUGGUUUUGGAGAACUUCUCUGAUGCUCCCAUGACUCCCAAACAAAUCCUCCAUGUCAUCCAGACAAAGGGGCUGAAGGAAAUGCGAAGUGGCACAGCCCCUUUGGCCUGCCUGGUCACCAUGCUGCACUCCCAGGUAAGGGGAGACCGAGUCAAGAACAGCAUCUUCUUCAAACUGCCUGGACGGAUGAGCCUGUUCACCCUGAAGAAGAACGCCCUCCAGUGGACAAAGACGACCUCCGAGUCUGAGACGGCAGCUGAGGGAGCAGGUAGCACAGCCCAAACAGCGUCCAGCAGCAGCACUCCUACAGCAGGCACAGCCGUCGGCACCUCAGAUGCUGCAGAGCAGGAGAGCUGUGACUCCACUGAGACCGCUGCCGCCAGUGGAGACAAUGAUGCCUCAGUGGAUGAAAGUUCCUCCAGUGCCUCCUGCUCUACAGAACCACAGCCUCCAAGCAACCAACCACAGACCCGUCUGAGCCGGUCAGCAGGACAACAGGGACGCACAGACACACAGCAAACCCAGCACGCUCAGACCAGACUAAGCCGUUCAAGACAGUCUGGGAGACAGAGGAAGAAAGCAGUCAUGAUGCCUCGCGUUGUCCUCACACCUCUGAAAGUUAAUGGAGAGCAUGUCCCGUCAGGACCAAUGAAGAGGAGUCGAGGAGGAGUGGACGUAGACUUUGAAACACCGGGCUCCAUCCUGGUCAACACCAACAUCAGAGCCCUCAUUAAUGUGCGGACAUUCGCAGCCUUUCCCACACAAUCACAGCAACAGUUGCUGCAGUUGCUGCCAGAAGUUGACCGACAGAUUGGCCCGGAUGGUAUGGCCAGACUGAGUAGUUCAGCUCUCAAUAAUGAGUUCUUCACCCAUGCCUCCCAGAGCUGGAAAGAGAGACUGGCUGAGGGCGAGUUCACCCAUGAGAUGCAGGUGCGUUUCCGACAGGAAAUGGAGAAAGAGAAGAAGGUGGAGGCAUGGAAGGAAAAGUUUUUUGAAGAAUACCAUGGGCAAAAGUCUGGCUUGACACGAGAGGAAUCCCUAAAGCUGACCAUGAGUGAAAGCAGUGAAGUUGCAGCUACUGUGCUUGAUAGUGAUGUGGCUGUGGUGGCAGCGCCCAAGAGACGCACUGUGGGACGGCGGAGGAGAGAUGGCAGGAUGAGGAGACGUACACGGGCUGACUUGCGUCGCAGAGCCCGCAGGACCCUCUGCAAGGCCGCUGCUCCGGCCCUGCCGCCCGCAGAAGCCACUGAGGCCAGUGUUGCAGUGGACAUCUCAGCUGUCACUAUUGGCUCGCCCGUUUCUGAAAAUACAGUGGUUCAAGGUGAGGUGGUGCUGCAGGCUGAAUGCGGUGUGGAGCUUCCAGAUGAGACGGCCCCUUUGGAUCCAAAGCCCUCUCCCAGUCCAGAGCCAGUCAUUUUGCCAGCUCCUACUCCCACUCCCACUCACACUCCCACUCCUACUGCUACUCCCACACCCACUCCCACUCCUACACCUACUCCUACUCCAAGUCCUACCCCUACUCGCACUCCCACCCCUACUCCUACUCCCAGCCCCAGUCCCAGCCCUGCUUCCACCAGUGCAAACGAAGAGCCCGAAGUUACAGCCCGUCUGCUCCCCGAAGAGACAGCACCUACCCUGGUUUCCACCUCCUCCCCUUCUUCCUCCUCCUCUUCUGUUUCAUCUGCCUCUUCACCCGCUUCCUCACCCUCCUCACCUUCAGACACACAGGGAGCUUUUGCUGCAGGCCUGGACUCAUCGUCAUCCUCCUCAGCAUCUUCCAGUGCCGCAGUUGUCGCCGAUCCCUUGGAUGAUACAGCCUCUGUGGUCACAUCCAUCACAGGGGGAACCACCACCAGCAGCCGUGACAGCAGCCCUUCAGCCAGCCCAGCCAGCACUCCUGUACCCAGCGCCCAGCUCAAAGAGCAGAAGAGAAGGCCAGAUGAGAGUCAGGCCUUCUCCAGCUUCCCCGAAAAGAGGCCGCGGCUUGAAGAUCGUCAGUCCUUUCGUACCACAAUUGACGGUGUCCGUUCAGAGAAGCCGCAGCCGACAACAGAGGAGCCCAAGGUGCCGCCAAUCCGGAUCCAACUGUCCAGGAUCAAACCUCCCUGGGUCAAAGGGCACCCCACCUACCAGAUCUGCCCGAGGAUCGUGCCCCCCGGCGAGGGCUCGCGGCGGUCGGGGACGGGGGGCGCACGCACGCUGGCAGACAUCAAAGCCCGCGCCCAGCAAGCCCGGGCCCAGCGCGAGGCCGCUGCUGCUGUUGCAGCCUCUACCGACAGGGCAGGGCCGACGGGGGUCAGGCUGCGGACUUCUGCUGGGCUACCGGAUAGCAGCAAUGGACGAAGAGCACGAGAGCAUCCAGGACCUAUCGAGCCCGGAGGAGGAGGAGGAGGAGGAGGAGGAACCAGGGGAGAUGGUGAGAUGGAUGAGCAGGGAGCGUCUUCGGGCUCUAAUUCAUCUGGAACACAAUUACUGCUUCUCAAUGUAGACCCCACGCCCCAACCCUCCCCAUCCCUGUCCACUACCUCAACUUCCAUGUCCAUGGAGCCCCCACAGACACCAAGUCCACCUCGAGAGGAGGCUGCUGGAGGACCAGACGUUGUUGAGGAAAUAGAAUCAUCAUCAGCCAGUGCUCAUAGCCCCUCUAAUGGGCUAAGUGACAAAAUGAUUGACUCUUCCUCUCCAGAGUCUGACACUGUAGCUGAGUCUGUGGCUGACCAGCCAACAAGGCAAAGUCCGCGACCUGAGUCUGCUGCUGCCUCUGCUGCUCCUACUGCACCACCCUCAGAGAGUGCAGCCAUGGGUUGCGGAAAGCCGACUCUUGCCCCAACUUCAAUCCCAGAUUCUCUUCCUAGGUUUGGGGCUCAGGGUGUGGACGUUAUUCAAACACUGGCCAGCUCCUGUCAGCCCAGAGAAAAGGAGCAAGUAAAGGAAGUUGGAAUGGGUAGUGUCAUCCAGCAUGGUUCUCACCAUGUGGAUCCACAGGAGCCUCUCUCUCACGCAGCUACAGAGAGACGGCUAACCCCGCCGCAUAUGGACUGUGGGAUAGAGAAAGAUGAUGAGGCUGGGACACACAGUGACUCAACAGAAACUGCUUCAGACUGUGAGAAUGAGAGCCAGGAGGAUGAGCAGCACCCUGACCAGGACUGGUCCCCGCCUCGAAGUACCCAGAGAAACAGUCAACUGGUCAUCUGCAGCCCUUCUCCCCAGAACCAGCAGCCAGUCAUCCAGGCCCAUGUGUCAAGUCGACAAGGACAGACCGUCAUUCAGCCUUGCUUCCCCAACAGCUUGCAGAGUCGACCUAAUUCUCAGGACCCCUCUGUCCAGACACAGGGGUUCAGAGACGGCAAUGUUGUGGUCAAAAUGGAACCUGUAGACGAUUUUGGGGCUUCUAGACACAAUUCUGCCGAAGAAGAAUGUCGUGAAGCCUUAAAGCCUUCAGCCUCUCACCUGUCCACCACAUCUGCCUCCAGGAGACAGGCUAGCUCAGCCAGACCUGUCUCCAGUGUGGAGGCCAACAACCCUUUAGUCACUCAGUUACUGCAGGGCAGCCUGUCCCUGGAGAAAGUUCUACCAACGCACUCUGCAAACAGACUGGAGAUCAGUCGCUUGCCAGGUCCACACCCAAGGCCACCCAUUUCCAGGACCCCCGGGCCUCGCCACAGGCCUGAGGGUUCAACACAAUCUCCUGCACCAGAACUGAACACAGUCUCUCAGAGCCACAAGUCUCCAACAGCCCGCACAGUGUUGUGCCUGAUGGAAUCUCCAGCCUCACAGUAUCAGUCCCAGCAAGCCCCCGGUGCUGUUCCAGUCAUCACCCCUCUGCCACCCUCCUCAUCCUCCUCCACGUCUGUGUCCUCCAGAACUAAGUCAGACAUUAGUGCUCAGACUUCUGUGGAGUCCGCAGUCAUCAAAGACUCUCGUGGUCCUCAGCCGUCACCAGGAGCCAUUCCGGACCGGGCCCAGCCGGCUCACCGGACCAUACCCAAUGGCCCAUCUCCUACCCAUGCAGACAUCUGUCCCACUGAGGUGUUGCCCACUAUUAAGAUCAACUGGCGCCCCCCACAUUCUCAGCUGCCCCACCAUCUCCAACAACAGCAUUCUCCAGCAUCCGCCGUAAAGAAUGAAGUCACUUCGCGGCCCUCUUGCCAGGCUCUUGCCAAAUCUUCCCCCAUUAUACCCAUGAGUAUUACCAAAAAGGAGCCUGUGAGCGUCAUGGACAGUUUCCUGAGCGGAGGCGCGAUGGAGGGACUCCUCAACAUGGAGAUGACUUUAGCCAGAAUGGCAAAGAAGGAGCACAGCAAAGCUUCCUACUCAUCUGGCUCCCCCUCCACUUCCUCUUCUCCCUCACCUUCCUCCUCCGCUUCCUCCCUUCCCUUCCAGCUGUACGGGAAACUGCCCAAGCAGGCGGGAAGUGUAAGCUACACAGCCAAUGUGUCAGUGAUGGACAAUAAUGGUUUCACCCGGAGCAUGGCCGAUGGCAUGCUCCAGCUCCGCCCCCGUUUGGCCUCCAGCCAGGCCACGCUGAGCAUCCAGGCUUUCACCGACGGUGCGACUGAGGAGGUGGCUCUCAAGUGCUCGUGCCGCCUUAAAGCCAUGAUCAUGUGCCAAGGCUGCGGGGCUUUCUGCCACGACGAUUGCAUUGGUCCCUCUAAACUCUGUGUUUCAUGUCUGGUGGUCAGAUAGCAUGUUGCCGUCGCAGUGAACUGUAGAACUGUAUCUGUACAGUGUCAGCUGCAGGACUGGGGGCUCCGGAGUGUACAGAAUCCUGAAUAGGUCAGAGCACACAGGAAGAGCCUGAAAGGCAGCUCGCCUUGUAUAAUGACUGGUCUGUAUUUUUUUUGUUGUUGCAGAUUUUCAGAUUUUUUAGUUGUAUUGAUAUUAUUAUUAUUAUUAUUGUUAUUGUUAUUAUUAUUGUUAUUAUUAUUAAUAUUGUUAUUGUGAAUUUUGGGGCAUGAUUGAUUGUAAAUUGUGCCUUUUUUUUGUUUUCUCUCCUCAAAAACAUUUACCUCAUCUUAUCUUGCUCCACCUGUCAUCAUUUGGUGGCCAUUAUUGUUUUGGUCCCUCGUUUCCUCAGAGAACAGGGACGUAUUGUUGUCUCUUUGCUCAAAGAAGUAUUUUUUUAACCAUUAAAAUGAGUAAAUUAA
This is a messenger RNA of Solea senegalensis (Senegalese sole), 5506 nucleotides long. RefSeq names its product ASXL transcriptional regulator 1 (gene asxl1). Gene Ontology annotation, molecular function: peroxisome proliferator activated receptor binding; DNA binding; chromatin binding. Gene Ontology annotation, cellular component: PR-DUB complex. Gene Ontology annotation, biological process: animal organ morphogenesis; positive regulation of transcription by RNA polymerase II. The transcript is spliced from 12 exons. The record is from RefSeq and is a predicted model, not a curated record. The coding region runs from base 306 to 5045 and encodes 1579 amino acids. NCBI's taxonomy places the organism in Eukaryota, Metazoa, Chordata, Actinopteri, Pleuronectiformes, Soleidae.